AUGGUAGUGUUAAACGAAUUACCUUUUGAGUUGAUUAAUGCUAUCUUUAAGUUUUGCGAUAAGCUUUGGUUAGUCCGGUUGCGGAAUUUGGUUGUGGAUGAUAAUUUAUCGCUACUAGUAGAGUGUAUUGAUUCUGCGUUGUUUGAAAGAGUCAUCAUCACUUCAUGCUUUAAAGGAACUAAAAUCGAUUUCAAGAGCUUCCCAUUCUGCCUAGCGAACCCAAUCAUUAGCACUCAGUCCUGGUUUCCACCUUCCUAUAUUCAGGAAAUUAUGUUAGAUCAAGAAGUGACCAUUUGUAGUGCUGAGCUCCUCGGAAAUGGCAACGCAAUGGAGAUCGUCCAAAAAUACGCGAAAGAAAUUUACUACUUAAGAGGCUGUUUUGAUUUCCCAUUUGAGGGUGAGCAAAGCUUCAUUGAUUUUAUCAAUUCUGCCAAAAAAUUAAAACACCUUGGAAAUUCAAAGGUGCUAACUGGGAUCACCACCCAAUUAACACAAAUGGAGAUUCCCCCAAAUUUUGCCUAUGAAAUGCUCCCUGACACCUUUAAAAAGUUGGAAUCAUUAGCAAUAACUGGAUUCUCAAUUGAUACUGAAUUAGGUGAGUAUUUGAACCACUCAAGCCAUGAUCUUUCCAAAUUGAAGAAGUUGAAAUUGAUAAACUGCAUUAGCUUUUUUAAUGGGUCUGAGUGGAAUCUUUGCAAUUUGCAAGAAUUGAGAAUUUCACGCAAAGAAGCGGAUUCAAUUUUGAUUUCAAACAUGAAAUCUUCUUGUUUUCCGUUACUAAGAACAUUAGCGUUAGGAAAUUGUUUUUUGGCAAAUGAGAUUGGAAUCACUGAUUUAUCAAGUCUUGUACUUUUCGAUAUGGAUAUUUCCAAAAAUCCUGUCUCCUUUAACUCAGUUAGAAAUUUAAAUGAAUUGUCAUUGAGAAAUGUUGAAUUGAUUGAAAUUCCAAUAUUGUCGCACUUGCAAAAAUUAAAAUCUUUGGAGAUCACCAAAAAUAAGGAGCUUGUUGAAGUGAAUAACAAUUUUCUUGAUCUAUUAAACCUCACCAGUAUCAAUUUAUCCAAUAAUAAUAUUCACAGUAGCCUUGUUGAUUUUUCCAUCUUUACCAAGUUGAAAGAAUUGAAUCUUUCGGAAAACAAACUUACCUCCUUAGAUUAUGUGGAUGAUAUUCCAUGUUUAAUUAGGCUCAAUGUCCGUCACAACGAGAUUACAGGUCUUGGCAGGUUACUAUACCCCUAUCUUAGAGAGUUAGAUAUUUCUUGGAAUCAACUCAAGUCUUUGAAAGAACUCAAUAAUCUUCCUUCUCUUGUUGAUCUUAAAUUCAAUUCUAAUAAAAUCACUGAUAUUCCAAACUUCACGUUUCCUAAUCUCAGAGCAUUACGAGUGGGGAAAAACCCCUUGAGAGAUUUGGAAUCUUUGACCAAUUUGACGAAUCUUAAAAUAUUGCAUUUGGGUAAUAUUGUGAUUGAAUCUUUCCAAAACUUGAAUUUCAUUAAGGAUUUGGGGAAUUUGAGGGGCUUAUAUCUCUUCUUAAAUGGAAUCAAAGAAAUUGAAUCGUUUCAGAUUCGUGGCUUGCGAGCUUCUUUCAAAAUCGAAAUGUACAAUCUUAAACUAAAAGAAAGUUUUGAUCUGUUAUUUGGUGAUAAUGAGAAGUUGACAAUAUAUUGCCGUCUUGGAGCAGGGAGCAAAUUUUGCCUUUUCAGCGGUCUCUUGAUUGAGCCUCAUAAUGAAAUGUAUUAUUGGAAAUACAAAUGA
Saccharomycopsis crataegensis is the source of this 1755-nucleotide messenger RNA. Its product is annotated as leucine-rich repeat domain-containing protein. The transcript has a single exon. Gene Ontology annotation, molecular function: protein binding. The record is from RefSeq and is a predicted model, not a curated record. NCBI's taxonomy places the organism in Eukaryota, Fungi, Ascomycota, Saccharomycetes, Ascoideales, Saccharomycopsidaceae. Bases 1 to 1755 code for a protein of 584 amino acids.